UUUAGUGGUCGAACAGACUGGGUUGUGCUCGACUAGUGAGUGAGGACCGCUUUUUCGGCUUUUCGGAAAAAAGUGGGAGCAAUGGGACCCACCUCCGUGCUUUCGUAGGAGCUGUCAUCAACCUUCUCUCCUGAAACGGGCUUGUGCGCCUGGCUCUCUCCAGGGUCUCCACCGCCGCGCACGGUUCCCGCGGCAUCCUGAGUUUUGUGCGUGUCUUACUCGGCUGAGAUUGAAGCCCGAGCCACCCUGCCAAGGGCUGGAGUGAAGGUCGGCGGAGCUCGUUGGACCGGCUUUUGUCGCUCGGUUUCACGGCCCCGCUCCGCCCACAGGGUCCCAUGGCGGCGCCGGCGCUGGCAUUGGUAUCAUUUGAAGACGUGGCCGUGACCUUUACUGGGGAGGAAUGGGGGCAGCUCGACCUGGCCCAGAAGACCCUGUACCAGGAGGUGAUGCUGGAGACCUGUAGACUCCUGGUCUCACUGGGGCAUCCUGUUCCCAAACCAGAGCUGAUCUACCUAUUGGAAUAUGGGCAGGAGCUGUGGAUGGUGAAGAGCAUUCUCUCCCAAAACACCUAUCCAGGUGAACAAACAAAACAUGAAACUGCAGAGCCUACUUCUUCUCAACCAACCUUCUGUGAGGAAGCCUCUUUCUGGAAAUGGCUGGCACAUGAAGCACCCAGAGAUUCUAGGUUGGGGCGAGCCAGGGAUCAGGAAGGGCCAUCAGAAAUGUGGGAUGGGAACUUGAGACCAGGAACAGAAUCACCCAAGGAAAUAUGCCCUGGGAAAUUGAGCCCUGAACAUGAUGAUUUGCGAAGAGAUGAUAGUCUGCGUUCAAAGGUUUUACAGGAGCCAAUCACCCCAGGAAAUGUUCUCCGUGAACAUGACUCCCAUGGACCAGGAAAAGACCUCAUGACUGAUGCAAGGAAUAACCACCCCUACAGAUGCAAGGAAUGCGGAAAAGGGUUUAGCAAGAAUUGGGCCCUUGUUCGGCAUCAACAGAUUCAUGCUGGAGUAAAGCCCUAUGAAUGCCAUGAGUGUGGGAAAGCCUCUCGUUAUAUGGCAGACUUCAUUCGACAUAUGAGAUUUCAUACUGGGGAGACACCAUACAAGUGUGUCGAGUGUGGGAAGGCCUUCAAACGCAGGUCUCACCUCACAGAGCACCAGCGUGUUCAUACUGGAGAGAAGCCCUAUGAGUGCAAAGAGUGUGGGAAAGCUUUCACCCAUCGGUCUUCUUUUAUCCGGCAUAAUAUGACCCACACUAGAGAAAAGCUGUUUUUGUGCAAAGAAUGUGGGAAAGCUUUUUCCUACAGCUCUUCCUUUGCGCAACACAUGAGGAUUCACACAGGAAAGAAACUCUAUGAGUGCAGUGAGUGUGGAAAGGCCUUUACCCAUCGUUCCACUUUUAUCCAGCAUAAUAUGACCCACACAGGAGAAAAACCCUUUAUUUGCAAGGAAUGUGGGAAAGCGUUUUGCCUCAGCUCAUCCUUCACUCAACACAUGAGAAUUCACACUGGAGAGAAGCCCUAUGAGUGCAGUGAAUGUGGAAAGGCCUUUACUCACCGCUCCACUUUUAUCCGGCAUAGUAGGACCCAUACUGGAGAGAAGCCCUUUGAGUGCAAAGAAUGUGGGAGGGCAUUUUGUGAUAGCUCCUCCUUAAUUCAGCACAUGAGGAUUCACACUGGAGAGAAGCCCUAUGAGUGCAGCAAAUGUGGGAAGACUUUUGCCCACCACUCUGUUUUUAUCCGGCAUAAUAGGACCCACAGUGGAGAAAAACCCUUGAAGUGCAAAGAAUGUGCAAAAGCCUUUUACUACAGCUCUUCUUUCACUCGACACAUGAGGAUUCACACAGGAGAGAAGCCCUAUGUGUGCAGAGAAUGUGGAAAGGCCUUCACCCAACUUGCAAAUUUUGUUCGACAUAAUAGGAUCCACACUGGAGAAAAACCCUUUGAGUGCAAAGAAUGUGAGAAGGCCUUUUGUGACAACUUUGCCUUAACUGAACACAUGAGAAGUCACACAGGAGAGAAGCCCUUUGAAUGCAGUAUAUGUGGAAAGGCCUUUAGCCACAGUUCAUCCUUCACUCACCACCGAAAGAUACACAGUGGACUUUAAAAGAUAUAGGAAGGCUUUUUGCAAGUGUGUUUAUUUCAGUCAACUUGAGUGAACUCAUAUUGGUGAAAUACUUUUUGAAAUAACUAUUAAGGAAAAUCUUUUGGUCAGAAAAAUAAAUAUCUUACUUAGUAUCUAAGAAUUCAUCCUAAGGAGAAACAUAAUUGCCAUCCCUAUGAAAAAGCCUUUUGUGACAGGUUGUCACUUGUCAUCUAAAGAGUCAUAUUAGAAAUUGACCCAGCCUAGAGCUUUAUGCUACACCUGAGAAUCAUCCAGGAGAUACCCUGUGGUUAUUAUGCAUGUAGGAAAACUUUUAGCGACAACUCUCCCCUUAGUGGAGGAGGAGGAAACAUGGAAGACAAAGGUUUCCUGGAAGAAGUACACAUGGCUUCUUUCAAACUUCCCUGCCAAGCCUUGAGGGGGUUUGGGGUAUGAGAGCUAAAAUGUAUUUUACU
This is a messenger RNA of Choloepus didactylus (southern two-toed sloth), 2557 nucleotides long. It is a transcript of the gene ZNF599, whose product is annotated as zinc finger protein 599. Gene Ontology annotation, biological process: regulation of immune system process; negative regulation of transcription by RNA polymerase II; regulation of cytokine production. Bases 336 to 2105 code for a protein of 589 amino acids. The record is from RefSeq and is a predicted model, not a curated record. Gene Ontology annotation, molecular function: DNA-binding transcription repressor activity, RNA polymerase II-specific. NCBI's taxonomy places the organism in Eukaryota, Metazoa, Chordata, Mammalia, Pilosa, Megalonychidae. The transcript has 4 exons.